AUGAUGCGGGCACGUCACGAAAGGUCCUCCUCGGCAAGGUCCAAGGGCUGGCGGGCCAGGUUGCGGAAGCUCGAACGUUACGACGAGGCCAGCAUCAUCAAGUAUGCCAUGAGGGAUUUCAUGGGCGGCCAGACCCCUCCCGAAAUAGAGCUACUAGAGGCGGGAAGGCUCAAGAUGAAUUUUGUGCGGGCGGUGAUAGCGGUGGUUGAGAUUCAGGAGGAAGGGUUGUUCCGCCACAUCAUGUCGUACCUAUAAGUUGGGGGCGGUAUUCACUACUGUAGGUAUUGUGUACUUCGAAGUAUAUACUAUCGCCUAGGAGCACGGAGGAGAGUACCAUGAAAUUCUAGGAGGCCGGCGGGCGGCUAGACAUCGUGGAGCGAGCAUAGCCAUCGGCAUAUCCUUGCAAGGUCCGAGUAGAGCUUCUCCAGCGUGAUUGUGAUUGUGAUGGCAACUAGACAAGACAUUUCACUGCCG
Molecule: messenger RNA, 474 nt
Organism: Ectocarpus siliculosus
Lineage: Eukaryota; Phaeophyceae; Ectocarpales; Ectocarpaceae
Source: the annotation of a GenBank genome assembly